Molecule: messenger RNA, 1377 nt
Organism: Glycine soja
Lineage: Eukaryota; Viridiplantae; Streptophyta; Magnoliopsida; Fabales; Fabaceae
Product: F-box only protein 6-like
Exons: 1
Coding region: 61-1179 (372 amino acids)
Molecular function (GO): protein binding
Source: RefSeq, a predicted model, not a curated record
ACGAUAAAAUAUAGUACAUAUAUGGCAAGUUGCUCAAAAUGAAAUCUUCACAUUUCGGGUAUGUGGAGCAACCUUCCCUUGGACAUUUUAGCCAACAUCUUCUCAUUUCUCUCCCCAGACUCGUUGGCUAGAGCAAGAUCAGUUUGCAAGAAUUGGCACAAAUGUUCCAAGGCUUAUCCUAUAGCCACAACAACCUCUUCAUGGUUCUUGGCUCUUCCAAUUCGCAACCAUAGACCAUAUUGCUACGCUCAUAAUCCAGUGAUAGAUAAAUGGCACCAACUCUCUCUACCAAUCCCAUCAAUUCGACCAAUUGGUCCAAUAGGGAGCCUCCUCCUCUUAAGGGUCACCAAUUCCACAACCCUCCAAUUGGGUCUUUGCAACCCCUUCACGAGAGAGUUUAGGCACCUUCCCCGGUUGCAUGUUGCAAGAACCAACCCUGCCGUUGGAGUAGUUACAACCUCGGAGUCAUCGAAUCCAAACCGUGAUGACGAUGAUGUUCGGUUUCCUUCCUUUAAGGUCUACGUGGCUGGUGGCAUGUCCGAGGCAGCACAAGGUGGCGGCGCCACGUAUGAAACCAAAGUGGAGAUGUAUGACUCGCGGUUUGACACGUGGCGGAUUGUGGGGUCCACGCCUGUCGAGUUUGCCGUUAGGCUCACCGUGUGGACACCCAAUGAGAACGUGUGCAUUGGAGAAACGUUGUAUUGGGUAACCUCGGCCAGAGUCUAUAGUGUCAUGGGAUUUGAUGUUGGUAGAAAUAGAUGGAGGGAGUUGGGUGUGCCUAUGGCUGAGAAGCUGGAAUUUGCCACGCUUGUUCCGCGGAAUGGGGCAUUGGGAUUGGUUGGUGGCACGUGUGGUGGAAGUGCUUGCAUUUGGGAGCUAAAUGAAGGGGACAAAUGGUGCUUAGUGGAUAAGGUGCCACUUGAAUUGGGGUUGAGAUUGUUGGGAGAGAAGAGAAUUUGGGAGAGUGUUAAGUGUGUGGGGAAUGAGGAUGCUAUUUGUUUGUAUAGGGAUAUUGGAUAUGGGAUGGUGAUUUGCAAAAAGGUAGUAGGGGAAAUAAUGGGUAGGUGGGAAUGGGUUUGGGUUGAUGGGUGUGGUUACACCAAGGGGAAACAAGUGCAUAAUUGUCCAAUCAGAGGGGCACUUGUUCAUCCAAGUCUUGCCUCCUCUCUUAUCUUUUAAACGAUAGUAGUCUUCUUUUUGGUACAAGUUGCAAGUGACAUUGUGAAGUGUUGUGAGAUAAAUAAUUUAUGUUUGAAUUCAAAAUGUAACUUGGCUUUGCUACAAACUUAUUAAAAAAAAUGUGAAGCAGGUGUAAAAAUUGCACAUAGGCGUGGGCGAAAAUCCCAUCCACAUGAAAUCAAAUAACCUUUCAAUCUA